AUGACUGCUUGGAGCUGCCUGGUGACAGGAGCAGGAGGCUUUCUAGGCCAGAGGAUCAUCCACUUGUUGGUGAAGGAGGAGGAACUGCAGGAGAUUAGGGCUCUGGACAAGAUCUUCAAGCUGGAAACCAGGGAGGAAUUCUCUAGGUUGCAGACAAAGACCAAGAUUACAUUGUUGGAAGGAGAUAUUCUGGAUGCCCAGUGCCUGAGGACAGCCUGCCAGGGCAUCUCAGUCGUCAUUCAUACAGCCGCCAUUAUUGACACCACGGGUAUCAUUCAGAGACAGACCGUCAUAAAUGUCAAUCUGAAAGGUACCCAGCUCCUGUUGGAUGCCUGCAUCCAAGCUAGUGUGCCAUUCUUCAUCUACACCAGCUCAAUGGCGGUAGCUGGACCCAACUCCUACAAGGAGAUUGUCCAGAAUGGCCAUGAGGAAGAGCAUCAUGAAACUACAUGGACGGCUUCAUACCCCUAUAGCAAAAAGCUGGCUGAGAAGGCUGUGCUGGCAGCUAAUGGGAGCACUCUGAAAAAUGGGGGCAACCUGUGGACUUGUUCCUUAAGGCCCAUGUACAUCUAUGGGGAAG
Marmota flaviventris (yellow-bellied marmot) is the source of this 580-nucleotide messenger RNA. RefSeq names its product 3 beta-hydroxysteroid dehydrogenase/Delta 5-->4-isomerase-like. The record is from RefSeq and is a predicted model, not a curated record. Lineage: Eukaryota; Metazoa; Chordata; Mammalia; Rodentia; Sciuridae. Gene Ontology annotation, molecular function: oxidoreductase activity, acting on the CH-OH group of donors, NAD or NADP as acceptor. Gene Ontology annotation, biological process: steroid biosynthetic process.